UUGGUCCUCCUAACUAUAACAAUUCCAAGAAAAUAUAAAAACGACAGCUAAUUAAAACGACGCAGCAACAAUGAAACCUUUGAAUAUUGCUGCAUGCAUACAACACCAGUCCUUUUUAUUAAGUUUACAAAAUUUCUACAAUAAUUGGAUAAGGUUGCUGCGUGCGUGCGUGCGUGCUUAGUAUUAAUAAUCAGAUUCAAACCCCUUGAUUUUGCUGCCAUUCAUACUUUGCUUGUGUUUUUAUUUUUUCUAAAGUUUCUACCUAAAGUAUAUAUGGGAAACUGUAGAUCCUGCGAUGGGUCUAGAUCCACUACUGCUGUCACGGCCAAGCUAGUUCUCCUGGACGGACGGCUUCAAGAAUUUUCGUGGCCCGUUAAGGUUUCACUUGCGCUGCAGCAGAAUCCGGAUUGCUUCAUAUGCAGCUCCGACGACAUGGAAUUCGACCAAUUCGUGGGAGAGAUGGGCGGAGAUGAGGUGCUGCAGCCGGGGGAGGUCUACUUUGAGCUGCCGCUGCGGUGGAGGAACCAGCGGCUGCAGGCGGAGGAUAUGGCUGCGUUGGCUGUUAAAGCGAGUGUAGCCCUUUCUGGUGGUAGUCGUAGUAGGAAUAAGGAUGGGAUGAGGAGGUGCGGUUGUUGUGCGUUGAGAAAGAUUGAGCCUGUGGUGAUGGUGUUUGGUGAUCAGAAGGAGACGGCGGCGGCGGAUGAUGGCGGAGCUGGUGGUAAUUGCAAGUUUGGUGGUGGCAAAUUAAGUGCGAUAAGUGAAGAGUGAAAAAGGAAAGUGGAAAUUCUUAGAGUAAGUAUAGUGCAAGUCUUGUAUUAAUAUAUAAAAUAAUACUAUAUCUUAUACUCUUCAUGUUAGAAAUUAAUUAGUAAUUAGAAUUUGAUAUUAUGAUAGAAUUAAGGUAGAAUCAGUGGAAAUGUGUACAAUUUUGUAUAGCGCAAAUCAUCAGUGAAUUGUUCUUUAUAUAUAUAUAUUUUCAGUUUAUA
Sesamum indicum (sesame) is the source of this 986-nucleotide messenger RNA. RefSeq lists its product as uncharacterized. The record is from RefSeq and is a predicted model, not a curated record. NCBI's taxonomy places the organism in Eukaryota, Viridiplantae, Streptophyta, Magnoliopsida, Lamiales, Pedaliaceae.